AUGAGUGGUCCUUAUUUUCUGACGGUAUUACAUAUGGAAGUGAUGAUGGUGGUACAUAAUAAAUAUACAGCUGCUGAUUUUGAUGAUGAUUUACGUCAUUUAUUACGCCGUUCAGGUUGUAAAGGCGAUAAAAUCAUUUUUCUACUUGAUGAAUCCAAUGUAAUGGAUAGUAGUUUUCUUGAACGAAUAAAUACUUUAUUAGCUAAUGGUGAAAUACCUGACUUAUUUGAAGGUGAUGAAUAUUCAGCUUUAUUAACUUUAUGUAAAGAAGGUGCAUAG
Rotaria sp. Silwood2 is the source of this 279-nucleotide messenger RNA. NCBI's taxonomy places the organism in Eukaryota, Metazoa, Rotifera, Eurotatoria, Philodinida, Philodinidae. The record is from the annotation of a GenBank genome assembly.